AUGACAAGCGUGUUUCUGUACGUUCCCAAUCUUGUUGGGUACCUUCGCAUGGCCAUAGUGGCAUACGCCUGGCUCUUUGUGAAAGACGACCGCUGGUUAGCGCUGCUCUUCUUCAUCUCCGUGCUCUUGGAUGGCGUUGACGGCUGGGCAGCUCGACUGCUGGGUCAGGCUUCACCAUUCGGCACACUCCUCGACGUCAGCAUCGACCUUGGAGCCCGGGCCAUGCUGUGGAGCCUCGUAUGGCCCCGUUUCGGAGGGUUCAUCUCGUCUAUCGAAUGGCUGGGCCUGUUGUGCAACUACCGAGAAGCCGGCACCGACUGGAAGAAAGACGCCCACCACCAUCCGCGCUGGAUACGCGUGAUCUUUGCCAACGGAUUCAAGAAUCCGUGGGGAGCCGUUCUUGUUACGGGAACGCACUUCCUGCCGUUGGCGAUAUUUGUGUACGAACGUGGCAUCUUGUCUUCACCGUGCGUUCCUUACGUCAUCGCGUUCUUGUGGUUUGGCAAGGGAAUUUGCUUCGCGACGGAAGGGUACUUCGUCUGGUAUCACGUGAAGAAGCUGAACGCCUGUUGA
Messenger RNA from Rhipicephalus microplus (southern cattle tick), 573 nucleotides. RefSeq lists its product as uncharacterized. Gene Ontology annotation, molecular function: phosphotransferase activity, for other substituted phosphate groups. Lineage: Eukaryota; Metazoa; Arthropoda; Arachnida; Ixodida; Ixodidae. Gene Ontology annotation, biological process: phospholipid biosynthetic process. Gene Ontology annotation, cellular component: membrane. The record is from RefSeq and is a predicted model, not a curated record.